AAGUUUACUAAGAGAAAUUAAGGAACUAGAAGAGGAAAGGUCAAAAUUAGUAAGAGAGUGUGCAGAGUUGGAAUUCAAAGUAGAAGAGCUUGACAGAAAAACUAGUGCAUCUAGUGAGGCUCGUAAGAUGUAUGGAGAUGUGACAUCGGGAGAUACAACACAUCAAGAUGUUGUACUAUCCUAUCAGAGCCACUUUCAAAAUGCACAUCGUGAUCUGCCGAAAGUUUUUAAUGCACAAACAAAGGAAGCUAAAUUUGAAGAGUGGAAAAGGGCAUCUAAGAUUGUUGAGCAAAGCUUUGACGAAAACAAAGAAGAGAUUAUUUCUGAAAUGAUAAAAAAGCUAAAGAUAGCAUUGGAAACUCCUCCUCCUACCGACAAACCAUUAGAUAGUAGCACUUCAGAUCUUUAUAAAGCCUUUACAGUGUAUCUAAAGAAAAAUAAAUCAGAAAUUUUAAAUGAUGAUGAAGUAGAGCAAUUUAUUGAUAUCCCUCAAGAAUGUGGUACAAAAGAUUAUGAACUAGCUAUGGCUUAUUUUGCAAGAGAUGUCAUUAUAAACCUUGACCCUGAAGAUUAUCAUAGCUUUAUUGUUGAAGGAAGGAAACGUCCUAAAAAUUACCCACAGGAAGCAUCAGGUUCGGCUGAAGCUAUAUCUAAAGCAAAAAUUGAAGCUGAAAAGAAGAGUAAAUGCCAUGCUUGCAAAAAAAGAUUUGAGUUAGAUAAAGGAGAAAGUCCUACUUAUCACUUAGGAUAUUAUUGGCACCCAUUUCAUUAUCGCUGUUUUAGUUGUCAUAAAGAAGUUGAUAAAGAUUUCUUAUACUAUAAGAAUAAUAGAUCUAGUUACUGCAGUUGUUGCUAUUGCUGGGGUUGUAAUAAACCCAUUGGUGGUGAUAAAGCUGUUGUCACAAAACAGUUGCAAGGUCAAUAUCACAAAAAAUGUCUUACUGUGUUAUGUUAAAGAUGCAGUAGUUUGCAAAAAUUGUCAAAGAAACUAGGAUUAUGAACUAUUUGAACUAAAAUAAUUAUACAUGUGCAUUUAUUUAGAUGACAUGAUUUAUAGUCUAUAUUGUCAACUUUGUUUGUAUUAUAGCUUC
Messenger RNA from Amphimedon queenslandica, 1091 nucleotides. RefSeq lists its product as uncharacterized. The coding region runs from base 128 to 955 and encodes 275 amino acids. The record is from RefSeq and is a predicted model, not a curated record. The transcript has 9 exons. Lineage: Eukaryota; Metazoa; Porifera; Demospongiae; Haplosclerida; Niphatidae.